GUGACGUUUUUCCUCGUGACACCAUCUGUCGGGGUCUUUAUGGCAUGAACGCUGUCUGUGUUUUUACAUUCCUGUCGUCAAUCUGACAUCCCAAGUCUCCCGGAAGUUCCGGGAGUCUCCCGCUUAUUGAUAGCGGCUCCCUGAUGCCCGCAAAUUAGUUAAAAUCUCCCGGAAUCAAGAGCGAGCGAGCAAGAGCGGUUAGACUGUGCUCCAAACCGUGUAGCGCGCACGGCAGAGAGGGAGAGAGCGAGAGACCUUGCGUGUGUGUGUGCAUCAAGAAGUGAAGACAGAGAGCAUCCUGAUUGGCCUGUUUCGAGAUACAUGAACCGUGAUCUGUGAACAGUAAAGGAUUUGUGUAUCAUCAGUAAAAGUGUUGACCAUCAGUAAACCAGAGAGCUACAAUGCUGCCUGUAGUGGUGGUGCAUGGAGGUGCUGGAACUGUUCCCAGGGAGAGAACUGAACAAUCCUGUGCCGGUGUGAAGGAGGCAGCAAGGGCUGGAUAUGACAUCCUUCAGAAGGGUGGUAGUGCCAUAGAUGCUGUGACAGAAGCAGUGACCCUGAUGGAGAACAACCCAACAUAUAAUGCAGGUCGAGGAUCAGUGCUAAAUGUUAAAGGGGAAGUGGAGAUGGAUGCACUUGUAAUGGACGGGAAGACGCUUGCUAGUGGUGCUGUGUCAGCAGUCAGGAAAGUGGCUAACCCAAUACAACUGGCCAGGCUUGUCAUGGAGAAGACAAAACACUUGUGUCUGACAGCUGAAGGGGCCUCUAAAUUUGCCAGAGACAUGGGUGUACCUGAGGUGACUGAGGAGUCAUUGAUCACAGACUAUGCCAAGAUGCGCUGGAAGAAGAACCUGGAGCCAGAAGCCAACCCUGUGGAAAGCCAAAUGGGCAAGAUGGGAACAGUAGGUGCAGUGGCUGUAGACAAAGAGGGAAAUAUUGCUUGUGCCACAUCCACUGGUGGCAUGAUAAAUAAAAUGGAGGGUCGGGUGGGAGACACACCGUGUGUUGGAUGUGGGGGCUAUGCAGAUAACAAGAUUGGGGCUGUCUCAUCCACAGGCCAUGGGGAAGCCAUCAUGAAGGUCAUACUGUGUAGACUCAUUCUCUUCCACAUGGAGCAAGGGAAGAGCCCACAGGAAGCAAGUGACCUGGCCCUUGCGUAUAUGAAGGAGCGGGUGGAGGGACUGGGCGGAGUGGUGGUGGUAGAUCCAAAAGGGACCUGGGCAGCUCGCUUCAGCAGCCUACAGAUGGCAUGGGCAGCUGUCCAGCAGGAUCAACUCCACUAUGGGCUGUACCAUGGGGAGGACUUCAUUGAGUCUGUACAGGAGCAAACACAAUGAACACAUGCAUACACCCUCAAACAAACACUCAUAUGGUUGAUUAUUUUUCUCAAUCAAUAUUGAUUACUUAAGAAAAUUUGCAAAAUGUGCAUUUGCAAAAAAAUGUCAGGGCAAUACUAAUGUGAUUUUUUGCCAAUUGUACUGAAUUAAGUACAGUGCAUUUUAACAAGCAUUUUGAAGUUGGUCUCAAUUUAAACCAACAGUAAAGCAAUCUGAGUCUUACACAGAUGAGAUAAAGAACUACUGUAUUAUAACACUCCUUAAUGGGAGUUCACCCAAAAAUGAAAAUGUUAUCAUUUACUCACCAUCAUGCCAUCCCAUAUGUUUAUGACUUUCUUUCUUCUGCUGAAAACAAACAAAUAUUUGUAUAAGAAUAUUUAAGCUUUGUAGGUCCUCAAAAUGCAAGUGAAUGGGUACCAACAUUUUGAAGCUCCAAAAUGCACAUGAAAGCAGCAUAAUAGUAAUCUGAAAGACUCCAGUGAUUAAAUAUUUAUCUUCAGAAGGGGUAUGAUAGGUUUGGGUGAGAAACAGUUAAAUUUUUAAGUCCUUUUUACUAUCAAUCUCCACUUUCACAAUCUUCUUUUGUUUUUGGCGAUUUGCAUUCCUUGUGCAUGUCACCACCUACUUGACAGGGAGGAGAAUUUAUGGUAAAAAAGCAUUUAAAUAUUGAUCUGAUUCUCACCCACAUCUAUCAUAUCGAUUUUGAAGAUAUAGAUUAUACCACUGGAGUCUUAUGGAUUACAUUUGUGCUGCCUUUAUAUGCUUUUUGGAGCUUCAAAAUUAGGCACUUGCAUCGUAUGGACCUACAGAGCUUAAAUAUUCUUCUAAAGAUCUGUGUUUGUGUUCAGCAGAAGAAAGAAAGUAAUACAUAUCUGGGAUGGCAUGGGGAAAAUCAGUUCAUUUUUGGGUGAACUGUCCCUUUAAUGAAGACAGUGCAGCCCUUUGUAGUAGUACUCCAUGUCCUCCACUAGAUGGAGAUAAAUGAUCAAAUUAUCUGAAUUUGUUGUAAACCACAAUAUUGUACAGUAUAUACUAAUAAUCAAAAAAUAAGAAAGUUACUUAAUAUAUACAUUUACUUGAAAUUUACUAAAAAUAAUGUGAAAAUAAUACUGUUUUAGUAACAAUGAAAAUGGUUUGCAUGUAAAUGUUAUCUAAGAAAGUCUUAUUGUCAGAAUUGCUUGCCAGUUUGAAGAACAGAAAUUAAAAUUCAUACCAGAAGUAGAUCGUUUCCUUCUAUAGCCUGAAAGAGAAAGCAGCAUGUUUUUUUUCUUAGAAAAUCACUGCAAAAUGUUCAUUGUUUGUUCAUCAGUUAAUUAAAAUUGUAACAUAUAUUCUGUGGUGUGUGCCAGAAGAAACCUUGUAACAGAUGUUUUGAAUAAGUGUUAGUGUCAUCGCACCAUUUAAAGUGAUUAUGAUGUCUGAAAUGAAUCAUCACUAGUAUAAAACCACAAAAAAAAUUAUGUUGGCAGGUGAAAACGUGCAGAAAAUAAAACAUUGUUUCUAU
This is a messenger RNA of Xyrauchen texanus (razorback sucker), 2841 nucleotides long. RefSeq names its product asparaginase and isoaspartyl peptidase 1 (gene asrgl1). Bases 402 to 1337 code for a protein of 311 amino acids. The record is from RefSeq and is a predicted model, not a curated record. NCBI's taxonomy places the organism in Eukaryota, Metazoa, Chordata, Actinopteri, Cypriniformes, Catostomidae. Gene Ontology annotation, molecular function: asparaginase activity. The transcript is spliced from 8 exons.